AGUAUAAGGAAGUAAGUGUGCUAUUAUCCACUGGCCGCUGUCCAGCCAAGUGGCUUUUGUCCCUACGGUAUAUACUUACUAACAUCAUUAUCCACGCAUCAGUUUGUUGUUUCUACCGAAUCGCAAUCCAAUUUACUAUCCGCCCAUAGUCGGUAAACCAAAUCUGUCUAAGUUUCCUACUGUAGAUCACUUUCUGCUGUAUUAGCAAACGUGUUAAAAGAGGCACUUUGCUUUUGUAAAUCUCAUAUCUAUCUCCCUUGUAAAACACACAACUAUCUUCAAGCCCAAUUUGCGUUCAAGAACAACAACUUCCUACUCUAAUUUGCCUUUAUUUUGAGAAUAAGACAAAGAGAUUCUUGAGUUUUGCUGGUUGUCUAGCAUGACAAUGGAGAGCCAAUCUGAGCGAAAAUGCUUAGUAAAGGUUUCACCGGAGGAAAGAAGUUCCCAAAAAUCCACAUCAAAGAGAAGAAGAUCACAAGAUUCCGAAGUUAGUAUUAUUAACUUAUCAAGGAUAUUGUAUCUGCUCUAGAAUGUUCAAGCCGGCGCCCAUCUUCCUUGUUCCACAUCUUCUGUCCUACAACUAGGCUCACCGCAUCUUCUAGAAACUAUACUAACACUUAAUACUUUUGCUACAGGAUGGAACAAACACUAGUAACUCCAAUCGGCGCAAGAGGGCGCUCACCAUAGAUCCAUCCACAUUUAUGAAUUCAAAUCCAGCAGAAAAACAGUAUCUAGAAUUGCAAGCAUGUUCCAAAACCUUUGACAGAGAUUUCAAAAAGCUCGCCGCAAUUGACAACAUCAUAGAGGAUGUCCUUGACAAACAUCGUAAGCUGUUAGUGAGUGUUACUAUUCAAGCAAUGCCACGAAUAUCAACGCUAAUAUUUGUCGCCUUUAGGAUGAUAACAUGACCAACUUCAGAAAUGAUUUCCCACAUAUGACUGAAUUUGUGUGGCGUGACUUCUUGAAAGCUGCAUCAAACAAUCAACUUCUUGACCAGCUAGAUGGCUGUCGCAGGGAGAACGAGAUUAUUUGCAUGGAUUCCCGGAAGAAGCUUGCGGAGAUGAGUGGGAAUUUAAAGAAUGUUCGUUUAUCACUUGACUAUACAAUAUGAGUACAUUUACUGACAUCGAUCAGGAGUACCCGAACUUUAAGUCUCAAGACUAUAACAUUUAUGUUGCCAGUCAUGCAGAUUCCGCUAUUACUGAUAACGAGCAAUUGGCUGCAUUCUUCGCAAAUCGUUCGCCCAAGGAUGUUGCCAAGGACUACAAGAAGUUGCCGAGAUUCAGAAUAACAAGGUGUGAGGAGAUCCAUUCUAGAGCUGAGCUUCCUCCGGCAUAUAGAGCUUCGCUCGAGCGUGCACGACGAUUUCCCGACCAUCUCGGUCUCAUCUCAUAUGACACCGCAGGGGUUAUACAUAAGAUAAGGAAUACACAAAGUAGAAGGGACAACGACAAAUUUUGCGUCACCUUGGAUGAUAUUUGGAUCUAUAAUGAGACGAGGAAAAAAUAUGAGCCGCAUCCAAAUCAACAGAUCUUCCACAGUGCUUUUCAGCUCGAGUACUAUCAUUUGCAAAGGAGAAAAAUAGUCUAUGUCGAAAUUUCAGAAGAAGACCUGCCAAAGACAAGUCGCUCAACACAAAUUUAAAUCCUCCAAACCAUUCAAAUUCAUCUCAGUAAUUGGACUACGAAAUCACUAGAGAACAUGGGUAACUCGGGUUGAUCAUCUGACUUAGGGGAUAUUUCGAGAAAAUGCCGUCGAGCUCGAGCUACCGUUUCAGACACAAGGAAGCGUGGCGAAAGUAUGGUGUCUUUCAUUUGACUUCUCGAUGCCACGAAUUACCAAAAAAAAGGGUAAAAUAAAGCCCAAAUCAUUAUUAGAAAAGAUGACAC
Sclerotinia trifoliorum is the source of this 1889-nucleotide messenger RNA. The record is from the annotation of a GenBank genome assembly. Lineage: Eukaryota; Fungi; Ascomycota; Leotiomycetes; Helotiales; Sclerotiniaceae.